UUUUCACAUGCUAGUAGUUCUUGAUGGGAUAAAACAGCAGAUAAUGUUAAAUCAAGUAAUAGUAAAGAAGCCAAGUUUCUAUCUUGGUUAAAAGAAUUGUGAGCUUCAAGCAAUACUUCAUUUGAAUCGUGGCGGGAUCAAACGUCAACCAAUAGGAUUAGUAUGAAGAUAUUUUUGUCCAAUCAAAGUGCAACUUUACGUCAACCAAUCAUAAUAGAGCGCGGCUAGGAUAAAUUAUAGGGAUGAAAUACAGUUGCAUAUCAUUCUGUUCUGAGAAUACUGCUAGAAAGAUGGCUCGUACCAAGCAAACCGCACGUAAAUCUACUGGAGGAAAAGCCCCCCGAAAACAGCUCGCCACCAAGGCAGCACGUAAGAGUGCCCCAGCAACUGGUGGAGUCAAAAAGCCUCAUCGUUACAGGCCCGGUACCGUCGCUCUUCGUGAGAUCCGUCGUUACCAGAAAUCAACCGAGCUGUUGAUCCGCAAGCUGCCCUUCCAACGUCUGGUUCGUGAGAUCGCUCAGGACUUCAAGACAGAUCUCCGAUUCCAGAGCUCAGCUGUGAUGGCCCUUCAGGAGGCUAGUGAAGCUUACUUGGUCGGUCUGUUUGAAGACACCAACUUGUGCGCCAUUCACGCCAAGAGAGUCACCAUCAUGCCCAAGGACAUUCAGCUUGCCCGCCGAAUCCGUGGCGAGAGAGCUUGAGUGACUUCUCCUAGUCCAACAAAACAAACGGCUCUUUUAGGAGCCACCACAUGCUAAUAAAGUCAAUGAUAUAUGCUUGAUA
This is a messenger RNA of Actinia tenebrosa (Australian red waratah sea anemone), 783 nucleotides long. RefSeq names its product histone H3-like. Gene Ontology annotation, molecular function: protein heterodimerization activity; DNA binding; structural constituent of chromatin. Lineage: Eukaryota; Metazoa; Cnidaria; Anthozoa; Actiniaria; Actiniidae. Gene Ontology annotation, cellular component: nucleosome. The record is from RefSeq and is a predicted model, not a curated record.